CCGCGGCCGCCCCGCCCCCCUGCCAGUCCCGGGUCGCCGCGCGAUAGGUUGCGGGUUGCCGGCAUGCAGGGUGGCAAGGACAGGGACGGCGGCCUGGGACGCGCCGUGUGCGUGCUGACCGGGGCCUCCCGUGGCUUCGGCCGGGCCUUGGCUCCGCUCCUGGCCCGGCUGCUGUCGCCCGGCUCCGUGCUGGUCCUAAGCGCCCGCAACGACGAGGCGCUGCGGCAGCUGGAGGCGGAGCUGGACGCCGGGCGGCCCGGCCUGCGCGUGGUGCGGGUGCCCGCCGACUUGGGCGUCGAGGCCGGUUUGCAGCAGCUGCUCGGGGCCCUGCGCGAGCUCCCCAGGCCCGAGGGCUUACAGCGGGUGCUGCUCAUCAACAAUGCGGGCACUCUUGGGGACGUGUCCAAAGGCUUCGUGGACCUGGCCGAUCCAGCUGAAGUGAACAACUACUGGGCUCUCAACUUGACCUCCAUGCUCUGUCUGACUUCUAGUAUCCUGAAGGCCUUUCCAGACAGUCCUGGCCUCAGCAGGACUGUGGUUAACAUCUCCUCCCUCUGUGCUCUGCAGCCCUUCAAGGGCUGGGGAUUGUACUGUGCGGGGAAGGCUGCCCGUGACAUGAUGUUCCAGGUUCUAGCCGCAGAGGAACCUAGUGUUAGGGUGCUGAGCUAUGCCCCAGGUCCCCUGGACACAGACAUGCAGCAGUUGGCCCGGGAGACCUCGAUGGACCCAGACUUACGAAAAAGGCUGCAGGACCUGAAGACAAAAGGGGAGCUUGUGGAUUGUAAGAUGUCAGCCCAGAAACUGCUAAGCUUGCUGCAAAAGGACACGUUCAAGUCUGGAGCCCAUGUUGACUUCUAUGAUAAUUAAGCCAGUGUCCUUGGCUUUCUGGGGCUUUCUUCCCCCCUCUCUCAGGCACACCCAGGAGCCCUGUGCCACCCCCCAUUCUGCCACAGGGGCACCGCCAACCUUGCCUUACCCAGAUAAGCACUCAUACCUACUGUCCUGCCCUCAGAACCAGCCGGCAGUGAGGGCCUCGGGUCACUAGAAUCCCAGUUCUCAGGAGUCUGUUGACUGCCCUGAGUUAGGGGGAACUUGGAAGAGAGAAGUUAUGGCUGUUGGUAGUCUGUUUCCCCAGAAAUAGAAUUUUAGGGAUGGGAUAAUCAGAACAAGAAGCUGCAACCCUGAAGAGAAGAGGUUGGGGGCUCUCAUGGCCAGUCCCUGGCUGAGCUAAUGUCAAACAGGAGGGCCCAUGUAGAUUCACAGCCCACAGGGGAGGGAGGACAGUGCAAGUUUGGCACACAAGGAUGCCCCAUGCUCAUGGUAGCAGGACCUUGCAUUGAACUUCGUGUCCUUAUUCAGAUGCCUCCUCCCUCCAGAACCUACCAUCUGUCCCCCAGAUGGGGGGGAGGGGCCCCUGAGAAUUUAUGUACAAAUAAAAAGCAGAUACAAAUAAAA
This is a messenger RNA of Callorhinus ursinus (northern fur seal), 1455 nucleotides long. It is a transcript of the gene SPR, whose product is annotated as sepiapterin reductase. Lineage: Eukaryota; Metazoa; Chordata; Mammalia; Carnivora; Otariidae. Gene Ontology annotation, biological process: tetrahydrobiopterin biosynthetic process. Gene Ontology annotation, molecular function: sepiapterin reductase (NADP+) activity. The record is from RefSeq and is a predicted model, not a curated record.